AUGUGCUCGGUAGGCUCUCAAGCAGUUCGCAUGAACGCUCCUCGUGUUGGUGGCAGUUUCGCAGUGUGGGGUGGGCUGUUUUCCACCUUUGACUGCACAAUGGUGUACAUGCGGCAGAAGGAGGAUCCUUGGAACUCGAUCAUAGCAGGUGCAGCAACGGGGGGAUUCCUGCAGAUGCGCCAGGGAAUGGGCGCUGCCUCUCGGUCAGCAUUGUUUGGCGGCGUCUUACUUGCUUUGAUUGAGGGAGCUGGGAUCAUGUUGAACAAGGUCAUGAGUCCACCGCAGAACUUACCUCCCAUGGAGGAGCCUGUUCCGAAUGUGGCUGGAUAUCCCGGGAAAACGCCUGGUCGACCUUCAGUCAGCGUUGGCAGCUUGGGUGAGGGAUCUUCUUCGUCGUCAUCACCAUCUUCUUCUUCAUGGCUUGGAGGCCUGUUUGGUAAGAAGGAAGAGACGGCGCCUAGCGAUGGAAGUAAGACAAAGGUGUUGGAGAGCUUUGAUUCUCCAACUCCUCCAUCCUUCGAGUACAAAUGAUGAAGGGAAAUCUGGCAAAAGAGAUACUGUAUAUGCUACUAACAAUCAAAAUUGGGCAUUUAUGUUCA
Messenger RNA from Salvia hispanica, 599 nucleotides. Lineage: Eukaryota; Viridiplantae; Streptophyta; Magnoliopsida; Lamiales; Lamiaceae. The record is from RefSeq and is a predicted model, not a curated record.